Glycine soja is the source of this 2389-nucleotide messenger RNA. Its product is annotated as pentatricopeptide repeat-containing protein At1g33350. Gene Ontology annotation, biological process: RNA modification. NCBI's taxonomy places the organism in Eukaryota, Viridiplantae, Streptophyta, Magnoliopsida, Fabales, Fabaceae. Gene Ontology annotation, molecular function: protein binding; RNA binding. The record is from RefSeq and is a predicted model, not a curated record. The transcript has a single exon. The coding region runs from base 127 to 1695 and encodes 522 amino acids.
CGUUGCAUCUCCCAAACAAGAACUUGAGUGUUAUGGGAACUUAGCAUUUGAAAUCCACAUCUUAAGACUACUUAUCAGUUUUAGCAGUCAUCGCAAUGAGAAUCGAAUCCUUUCGAAAAAUCGGAAAUGAAGCCAAACCUGAACGAACAUGUGUUAGACACACUGAGCAAGAGCAACCACCUGAACCAUCUCAAACAACUCCAAGCAUACCUCACCACUCUGGGCCACGCCCACACUCACUUCUACGCCUUCAAGCUCAUUCGCUUCUGCACCCUCACUCUCUCCAACCCCACCUACGCGCGCCUCAUCUUCGACCACAUUCCUUCUCUCAACACCCACCUCUUCACCGCCAUGAUCACCGCCUACGCCGCCCAUCCCGCCACCCACCCCUCCGCUCUCUCCCUCUUCCGCCACAUGCUCCGCUCCCAACCCCCCCGCCCCAACCACUUCAUCUUCCCCCACGCGCUCAAAACGUGCCCGGAGUCAUGCGCCGCGGAAUCCCUGCAUGCCCAGAUCGUUAAAUCCGGGUUUCACGAAUACCCAGUUGUGCAAACGGCUCUUGUUGACUCCUACUCCAAGGUGUCGGGUGGGUUGGGGAAUGCGAAGAAGGUGUUUGAUGAAAUGUCUGACAGAAGUGUGGUGUCUUUCACCGCCAUGGUUUCUGGGUUUGCAAGGGUUGGGGAUGUUGAGAGUGCAGUGAGGGUGUUUGGUGAAAUGCUGGAUAGGGAUGUGCCGUCGUGGAAUGCUCUCAUUGCUGGGUGCACUCAGAAUGGGGCUUUCACUCAGGGGAUUGAGUUGUUUAGGAGAAUGGUUUUUGAGUGUAAUAGGCCGAAUGGGGUUACUGUGGUUUGCGCACUUUCGGCUUGCGGCCACAUGGGGAUGCUUCAGCUUGGGAGGUGGAUACAUGGUUAUGUGUACAAGAAUGGGCUUGCGUUUGACUCGUUUGUCUUGAAUGCGCUUGUGGAUAUGUAUGGGAAGUGUGGAAGCCUAGGAAAAGCAAGGAAGGUUUUUGAGAUGAAUCCGGAGAAGGGGCUGACUUCUUGGAACUCAAUGAUCAACUGUUUCGCGCUGCACGGGCAGAGUGACAGUGCAAUUGCCAUUUUUGAGCAAAUGGUGGAGGGUGGUGGUGGCGUGAGACCAGAUGAGGUCACCUUCGUAGGUUUGUUAAAUGCUUGUACUCAUGGCGGAUUGGUUGAGAAAGGUUAUUGGUAUUUUGAAAUGAUGGUUCAGGAGUAUGGGAUUGAGCCGCAGAUUGAGCACUAUGGGUGUUUGAUAGACCUUCUUGGUCGAGCAGGGAGGUUUGAUGAGGCAAUGGAUGUUGUCAAGGGUAUGAGCAUGGAACCAGACGAGGUUGUUUGGGGCUCAUUGCUUAAUGGAUGUAAGGUUCAUGGCCGAACAGAUUUGGCUGAAUUUGCUGCGAAAAAACUGAUUGAAAUAGAUCCACAUAAUGGAGGUUAUAGGAUUAUGUUGGCUAAUGUGUAUGGGGAGUUGGGAAAGUGGGAUGAAGUGAGGAAUGUGUGGAGGACAUUGAAGCAGCAAAAGUCUUAUAAAGUUCCAGGGUGCAGCUGGAUUGAGGUGGAUGACCAGGUUCAUCAGUUCUAUUCUCUUGAUAAAUCAAAUCCGAAGACAGAAGACUUGUACAUUGUCUUGGAAAGUCUAGUUGGUUUUAGAAAUGAAGUCAUGGGUGAACCAUAGUCCUUGAUCUCAUAAAUUUCUAAAUUUAACAUACACAUUUGGAAGAUUAAACAGAGACGAAGAUGCAAUGUCUUAAGUAAAUAGAAACAUAACUUUUUACAAAAGCCAAUGCCUCAACUAAUUCCUGGUAUGUACAGGACCAAGGAUUUUUGUGGGGAAACCUAAUUGUUUGAUGUAAUUACUCUCCUCUUGUUGCAGCUGUGAAGAUUUAUCAAAUGAACAGAGAAGCAGAAGGAAAGAAACAGAUUCUACUUUGGUUGUUUUGUGCUCCCUGUGAUUGUUAAAGCAGAGCAAGAUAAUUUUGGCUCAAAGCUUUUAAGGAGAAAAGAAAAUUUGGAAAGAAAACUAGUUUCGUUAGAAAUAAUAGCGGAAACACUAGGCAUACUGCCAUGCCUAUGUGUCCGAUUUUUAUUUUAUGUGUCUGAUUUUUAUUUCGUGUAUUUUUUUUUGAUAAAUUAAUAUAUUUUUACAAUUUAAAGAUCAGUGGUACUAGUACUAAAAAGCGCCUCAUUUUGUACGUCGGAAUGUGCCUUCUGUUUUGGUACUCAGAAAGAGUACUGGAAAAUUGAAAGCAAUGAGACUAUAUGGGUUGGACUUAGGCUAUAUCUGAAGUGUUUUUCUUGAAGCUGAUUGAAUAUAUAAGGUGCAAGGUUGUUGCUGUUAAUGUAUAUUAAUGUAAUUUGUUACCUGUUUU